Messenger RNA from Closterium sp. Yama58-4, 1035 nucleotides. The record is from the annotation of a GenBank genome assembly. NCBI's taxonomy places the organism in Eukaryota, Viridiplantae, Streptophyta, Zygnematophyceae, Desmidiales, Closteriaceae.
AUGCCAAGUGCCAAUUGGUACGUGGUUGUGCUGGCCCGCUUAGUCUCUAUGCAGGUGGUAUGGCGGUGUGGUGCUGCUGGUCAUGCAGGCAAGUGCGUGAGGUUCAGGUAUGGUGCUGCCCUUGUCCCAUGCCAACUGCUGAAAGUUGCAUGGUCGUGCUGGCACCAUGUCACGUCUCCACCCUUUCUCCACCCCUUUCUCUCCUCUCUGUCCCAAUUGGUGGCGGCAGCGCGGCAGUUUGCGGCGCCAACAGCAGAGAUAGUGGCGGUGGGGAUGGGCAAGGAGGGGCAGGAGGAUGUCUUUCACACAGAAUGUGUCGACUCCAACCGCCUGUGUGUGGUUGGUCUAUUCAACACCGACUCCCCUCUUGACCAGCUCAAGCGGGUGGCAGCCAAGUGGCUGCGGGGCGGCCAGUUUGUCUUCAUGUGGCUGGACGCUGGGCAGCACAAGGUGUUGGCAUCUCGAGUCCUCCCACUGCUAGACGUGAUCCAGCAGGACCUGCCGACAGCUGUGGUGGUGAGCCUGCGCAAGAUGCGCUGCGCCAUACUGCCAGAUGCCUUCUCCCCCCCCAUCCUCGACGCCUUUCUCGACUCGCUGCUGGCCUGCCGUGUCCGCGCCUUCCCCCUCGAUGUGAGUGACAGUCUCUUCUUCGGCCUCGAUACGAGGCACUCUUCCCUCAGAUUUUCCUACCCCAAAGCAUCCCUAGUCAACUCCCUCUACUCUGCUUCCUUCUCCGCCUUGCUGCUCCCCUCCAAUCCCCCCCUCCGCCAGCGCCUGCCAUCGUUCCUGCCGGGCCCCUCAGUGGAGUCCUCCCCAGCAGCAGAUGAGGCAGCAGAUGAGGCAGCAGAUGAGGCAGCAGAUGAGGCAGCAGAGCCAGAGCCGAUUGCAGAGGAGGCCAACAAGGAGGCAGAGGAGGAAGCUGCCAGGAAGGCAGCAGUGGCGGAGGCAGCAAAGAAGGCAUCUAAGAAGAAAAAGAAGAGUAAGACCAAGAGGAGCAAAGACCAAGUAGACCUGGACGUUAGGGAUGAGUUGUAG